Molecule: messenger RNA, 1625 nt
Organism: Vespula vulgaris
Lineage: Eukaryota; Metazoa; Arthropoda; Insecta; Hymenoptera; Vespidae
Product: developmentally-regulated GTP-binding protein 2
Exons: 5
Coding region: 238-1329 (363 amino acids)
Biological process (GO): cytoplasmic translation
Cellular component (GO): cytoplasm
Molecular function (GO): GTP binding; GTPase activity
Source: RefSeq, a predicted model, not a curated record
ACGCAUACCGGCGCGCGCGCAAAUACGUGUGUACGUGCGCGCGCGCGCGCGCGUGUGUAUACAUAUAUGUAUAUAUAUACGCAUGGUGCAUACAUAUCUAAAUAUCUAAUAUAGUACAUCCGAGUUCAUACAGGCGCACAGGGAACCAAUAAAUAGCCGCGUUUGUGUAAAAUUGACCGGAUUAAUAACUUGGCAAAUGUUGUUUUUUUAACGUAGAUAAUAAUAUUUUAUUUAACAAUGGGUAUAUUAGAAAAAAUAUCUGAGAUUGAAAAGGAAAUCGCAAGAACGCAAAAAAAUAAAGCAACGGAAUACCAUUUAGGGCUUUUGAAGGCAAAAUUAGCGAAAUAUAGAUCACAACUACUAGAGCCUGCAAAGAAGUCGGAGAAAGGAGAAGGUUUUGAUGUAUUGAAAUCUGGCGAUGCAAGAGUAGCAUUAAUCGGCUUUCCAUCUGUGGGAAAAUCUACAUUAUUAAGUACAUUAACGCAUACGGAGUCUGAAGCUGCAUCGUACGAAUUUACUACUUUAACUUGUAUUCCUGGAGUUAUAGAAUAUAAAGGUGCAAAUAUCCAAUUGCUGGAUUUACCAGGUAUAAUUGAGGGAGCUGCACAGGGUAAAGGAAGAGGUAGACAAGUUAUAGCUGUCGCUAGAACGGCGGAUUUAGUAUUAAUGAUGCUAGACGCGACAAAACAAGAUGUACAACGACAACUUUUAGAAAAAGAAUUGGAAUCUGUUGGCAUACGACUUAAUAAGAAAAAACCUAAUAUAUAUUUCAAGAUUAAAAAGGGAGGUGGAUUGGCUUUUAAUUCGACGUGUCCAUUGACCAAAGUCGAUGAAAAAUUAGUUCAAAUGAUAUUACACGAGUAUAAAAUUUUUAACGCGGAAGUAUUAUUUCGGGAGGACUGUAGCGCGGAUGAAUUGAUUGAUGUUAUUAAUGCAAAUAGAGUAUAUCUACCAUGUCUUUAUGUAUAUAAUAAAAUAGAUCAAAUAUCGAUAGAAGAGGUAGAUAGGAUCGCAAGACAACCGAACAGUGUCGUAGUAAGUUGUAAUAUGAAGUUAAAUCUUGAUUUCUUAUUGGAAACCCUUUGGGAAUAUUUAUCUCUCAUAAGAGUAUACACAAAGAAACCAGGCCAGCCGCCUGAUUUUGAUGACGGACUGAUACUGAGAAAAGGCGUCACGGUAGAACACGUUUGUCAUUCUAUUCAUCGUACGCUCGCUCAACAAUUCAAAUAUGCUCUCGUUUGGGGUACAAGUACUAAGUAUUCACCCCAAAGGGUAGGAUUGCAACAUAUUAUGCACGACGAAGAUGUUAUACAAAUUGUUAAAAAGUAAAUUUAAAUUAGAGUACUAUUAAAAGAAAAGAAAAAAGCUAAAGAACGGGAAAGAAAAUUAUUAUAAACGCCAAUACAUUUCUCAUUUCAUCCGAUCGAUUCUCAUCAAUUCAUAUCUUUUAUUUGCGUUGAGAAAAAUAUUCUUCGCGGUUCUUUUUUAUCACCAUCCUUGAAGAAUUAAUCUAAUGUAUACGAUCGAAACAUUAUAGAGACUUUUGUUUUGAAAAACACUGUAAUAAAAUUGUUGUACAUCAAGAUUUUUUUAAUAAUAACCGAUAACGGGGCUCGUUGAGAAUA